AAACCGAUCAAAAAUAUCGUUAAGUUCACUCUCUCGUCAGCCAUUCGCGAACUGUUCGUCAACUCGUCGUAAACCGUCUCCGGCCGUGUCGCAUCACGGAGUAAGCUUGUUUGUGACGUCAUUAGAAGAUAAGAGCCUUCAUUAUCUUGGCAGCGAGGGGGGCCGGCACGCGUAACGAUUCUCCUACGAUAUUUCCAGCUGGCUACUUGCGACCGACCCGUCGCGACGCGUGCAUCGAUGUUAACCGAUAUACUGGACGAUUUAUCACGUAUCCAUAACCCUACCACGAGAACCAAUCACGCGUCGAAGUUAACAUAGGUGUCGAUCGAAAAUAAUCGAUAUCGGUAAGAAAGUAUUCGAAGAUAUCGACCCAGUGUAUUCGAUUCGCAAGAAUUAUCAUCCAUCAAAAAGUGAAUUCGUGAAGUGCAUACAUAUGUAGAUAGAUCAUAGUUUGUACACGUGUUAGUUCUCGUUAUCGUUAUCGUGUACGAGGAAAGUUAUCAAAUCGUUCCAAUUUCAUCGACACCAGAUAUAGUAGAUAUAGUAGCUUCGAUAUCCUCGAGCUCUCGUCUCUUUUCCUUAAAAAAAAAAAAAAAAAGAAUUAUCUCUUACGAUUAAGAAGAAGAAAACGCCGGCGCCAUUAUAUAUAUUGUUGUUGACUCGCGCGAUCAAUCAACGAGACGUUUGAACUUUAAACGAAUCCAAUAAAAUUUGAUACCCUCGUUGUUCCCGUUGUUCUUCGGACGUUGUGCCGCAUUAAUAAGCCCCUCGAUAAGCGCAAGGAAAACAUUGCCGCCAUUACUGUUGACUCAUGUAUAAUCAUCAGUCACUCGACUCGUGCAGAGAUCGUUGCUUCAAAGAUCUAGAUCUCGAAGAACGUUCCAUAACUAUGAAGUCUCACGAGAUUUGGGAGAGGAGUAUCGCGUUUAUCGAGCACGAAUUGUUACCGGAAAUGGUGCACGAUCGUUACUUCUGCGAGCCGAAUUCCAGGGAAUUCGUCGAGUUCGACUCGGCCACUAUACGUCUCGACGAGCUGAGCCGAAGCAGCGAGAUUUAUCGCGUCACGGUUGCGGUCAAGUUCUCCGGCGAGCCACGUAGCUUCCCGCUAGUUUUGAAAUUGCUUCCGGAGGAGGGGGCGGAGCACACGGGGCGUACGGCGUUCGACGCGUUCCAGAACGAGGAGAUGUUCUACUCGAAGAUGGCCCCCAAAUACGGGCCUGAUCUCGUUCCAAAGUGUUACCUGUCCGACCUGGGCCGUUACGGAAGGACCGUGAUCGUGCUGGAGGAUCUCGAGAAGGAUGAUUACAAGCAGGUUGACGGCGAACUGGACGAGAAUCAUUUGAAAUUGUGCGUGCAAGUUUUGGCCAAGUUUCACGCGAGGGGGUUGAGGCUGAAGGCGACCGAGCCAGGGAUCUUCAGGGAGUUUGAGGCGAAACUUCUUGAAAUUUCCCUCACCGAGGAGGCUGUGCUCCAUUACGAGAAGAGAUCGACUAGAAUGUUGGACAUCCUUGAAUCCUUAUCGAACUCGGCCUUUGCCGAGAAGAUGAAACGGAGGUUAAACAAGAAUCCAAUGGAAAUCGUGAAAGGUAUCGUGACGGAGGUGAACGACGUUUCCACAAUAUGUCACGGCCAUUUUUCACACGAUAAUCUGCUGUUCAAAUAUCAGAACGGGAAACCUAUCGGCGCGAAGGUGAUCGACUGGCAAACAAUGAGAUAUUGUUCGCCGGCUGUCGAUCUUGGGCCCAUUCUGCUGUACAACGUGACGCACGAGGAUGGCUCGUCGAAGGUGCAGGAAAUUUUGACGCUGUACAUCGACACCGUCAGAUCUGAAUAUCCGGAAGUGGACGGCCAACGGCUCAGGGAAGACAUCGUGGAGAAAUUCUUCUUUGCCGGUGUCGUUCUUUCCUUCCUAGAUCACAUUACCGACGAAGAACUUACCCGCGUUUUGCUACUUUUGGAACAAUUGGACGAUUUCAACUGAACCGUUUUAUUUAUUCGUUCGAUUUUUUUUUAAUCAGUGAUUCAUAUAUUUCAGCGUUUUGUCUCUUCUUUUUUUUCUUUUUUUUUAUUACCAGUUAAUGGAUUAUUUCUGCAGAAGAAGAAAUAAAAUAUUUUAAAGGUAUUUUAAAGGUUGGUAAAAAAGUAAUUUCCUUUUCGUUUUGUAUACCGAUGAAUGAAAUUCAUUCAUAAAAUAUGAUAAUGACGUGUAAAAUACAA
Molecule: messenger RNA, 2217 nt
Organism: Apis mellifera (honey bee)
Lineage: Eukaryota; Metazoa; Arthropoda; Insecta; Hymenoptera; Apidae
Exons: 2
Coding region: 812-1981 (389 amino acids)
Source: RefSeq, a predicted model, not a curated record